Molecule: messenger RNA, 975 nt
Organism: Nestor notabilis (Kea)
Lineage: Eukaryota; Metazoa; Chordata; Aves; Psittaciformes; Psittacidae
Gene: UBXN6
Product: UBX domain protein 6
Exons: 8
Cellular component (GO): cytoplasm
Molecular function (GO): protein binding
Source: RefSeq, a predicted model, not a curated record
GUUUCGGGGGUCUACUUCAUCUGCCCCUUGACCGGGGUGGUUGUCAGGAAGGACAGGAAGGAGCAGCACCUGAGGGAAGCCAUCCAGUCAUAUUUCUCCGUAGACCCGGUGGCUGCCUCCAUCAUGGAGAUUCACACCUUCAAUAAGGACCGGGAGAGAGUGCGAGUGGGGCUGGACACUGUGGCCAAGUACCUGGAUAAUAUCUAUCUCCAUCCAGAGGAGGAGAAGUACCGGAAAAUCAAACUGCAGAACAAGGUGUUUCAGGAAAGGAUAAGCUGCUUGGAAGGGAUACACAGAUUUUUCCAGGCUAUCGGGUUUGAGACAAAAACACUGCCUCUUCCAGGACAAGAGACCACAGAGGAGUACUACGUCCUGAAGGAGGACAUGCUGAGCAGGCUGGAAGACCUCAAGCACUACAAAGAGCAGCUGCUGAGCUCGGAGCCCGUGCGAGCCCGGCUGGACCGACAGCUCUGUGUGUUCAAACCAUCCCCUGAAGCCGCUCGGUUUGAGCUGCCCCCUGACUUCUACAACCUCACUGCUGAGGAGCUCAAACGAGAGCAGCGGCUCCGGACAGAAGCAGUGGAGAAGGCUUCAAUGCUGAGGACAAGAGCCAUGCGAGAGAAAGAAGAGCAAAGGGAAAUGCGGAAGUACAACUACACCCUGGUCCGAGUCCGCUUUCCCGAUGGAUAUCUCCUCCAAGGGACUUUUUAUGCACGAGAAUCAGUCUCUGCGCUCUACACCUUUGUGAGAGAAGCACUCAGAGAUGACUGGCUGCCCUUUGAGCUCCUGGGACCUGGAGGUCUCAAACUCACAGAUGAGAACUUGGCCUUCAAUGAAUGCGGGCUGGUGCCCUCAGCCCUGCUGACUCUGGCCUGGGACGCAGCGGUCAUGGCAGACAUCCAGGCGGCGGGAGAGGAGCAGCCACAAAGCCCCCUGAAGCCAGAGAUUCUCGCCAGAGUCCAGAUACUGUCAUGA